Messenger RNA from Aspergillus ochraceoroseus IBT 24754, 623 nucleotides. Its product is annotated as cytochrome c oxidase assembly protein COX16. Gene Ontology annotation, cellular component: mitochondrial inner membrane. NCBI's taxonomy places the organism in Eukaryota, Fungi, Ascomycota, Eurotiomycetes, Eurotiales, Aspergillaceae. Bases 219 to 623 code for a protein of 134 amino acids. The transcript is spliced from 2 exons. Gene Ontology annotation, biological process: mitochondrial respiratory chain complex IV assembly. The record is from RefSeq and is a predicted model, not a curated record.
GGGUUGCCGGACUUUUUAUUCGCCGAGCCCUUGUCCUAUAGGGACCUUACUGCAGGGCUUCUUUCCAUCAUGAGAUCUAAAAACCCAAUUCAACCAGAAAUCAAAAUUAUGAAAAGGGAAGAGCUGUGACGGGCCUUGCUUUUCUCGAAUCUUUAUCUUUCGAUUUAUUUUAUUCUCUUUUUCUCCGGACUUAGACCAGCCUUGAGCUUUCCGCGAGAAUGCCGGUAUUCCAAGCCAAAACCUUUCGACGGGCCACUACGGCGUCGUCUACGCUGGGAGAAAAGAUCGGCACAGCAUACAGAUCUAGUCUCACAAAGCAUCCGUUCCUUCUGUUCGGAAUGCCUUUCGUCAUGAUUAUUGUAGCGGGGUCUUUUGCGCUGACUCCGGCGGCUGCUCUGCGGUACGAACGACAUGAUCGCAAAGUCAAACAAUUAAGCCAAGAGGAGGCCAUGGAUCUAGGUCUGAAAGGAGAGGGUGGAGAGGAAGGAAUUAAGAGGAACCCACGGAGGAGGAUAAUUGGUGAUGAAAGGGAGGAGUACUAUAGACUCAUGGCGAAAGACCUCGAUAAUUGGGAACAAAAGCGAGUGAAAAGGUUCAAGGGGGAACCCGACGGCAAACUAUAA